This is a messenger RNA of Oncorhynchus nerka (sockeye salmon), 3168 nucleotides long. Its product is annotated as protein lifeguard 3. The transcript is spliced from 12 exons. Lineage: Eukaryota; Metazoa; Chordata; Actinopteri; Salmoniformes; Salmonidae. Gene Ontology annotation, cellular component: Golgi apparatus; endoplasmic reticulum. Bases 1381 to 2298 code for a protein of 305 amino acids. Gene Ontology annotation, biological process: negative regulation of apoptotic signaling pathway. The record is from RefSeq and is a predicted model, not a curated record.
UCAUCCUCCAGGGUGUUGUGGGAGAGACUAUUGCCGCGUUCAAAACAACGGGGAGCUCGGAACUGAGAAAUCUCUGACUUCCAAAUUCAGUGCGUUCAAGACAACUGGGAACUCGGGAAAAAAACGAGCUCCGACUGGGAAAAUCUUUGAACGGCCAUCAAACUCUGAAUUCAAGUCCGGAACUGGCGCCUCUUACGAGAGCUCCGAACUGAAAAUCACUGACGUCAUGAUUUGACCCCGUUUUACCCAGUUGCCUUGAAAGCACCAUUAGGACACAGCUGGCGCUUAAACCGAGUAGCGAAAACUAAAACGGACUCUUACCUUAACCAAACCCUUAAACAUAACUCUAACCUAUACAUUCUGAAAUAUCGGGUUGGGCGUCAGGCGUGUCCUAAAAGGCGUUUUCAUGUGUUGUCCAUGUCAUUGCGAACCAUAUAGCCAAGUCUGAAUGUAGUUUCUAGUCAGUAAUAUUAAUUGAAUAUUGAUAACACAUACAGUUUACACCCGACAAGUCAAGAGCCUACAAACAAGUAAAGAAAGUGACAACUAAAUCAAAGGUCUCAAUUAAAAGUUUUAAAAAAUCCAAAGGUCUCUAGCCUAGACAUCCGCGUUCCCACAAUUUUCAAAUGCUUCGGGUCUGGUUUUCGAGACUAGUGGUGUUGGGUGAUUAUGGGCCCAGUCACUUUUCGGUCACUAUCGCCUAAUUGUUAUUUCCACUUCUGCAGUAAGUAUCUGAAACGAUGUGGAUGCAAUACAUAUUGUGAUGUUUACAAGACUACCAGUUAAUAGAACACAGUGGAACUUUGGCCAUAAUGUGUACGUUGUUUUCCUUUAAAAUAUAAAUGUACCAUGAGAGUAGGAAUUGGGCCUGUGUCGCACUUUGUUUCCAAACAGCGAUGCCUAGUGACGCCUACUAAGUAUGACGUGUGAACUAAUAUCGAACUAUGAAACAUUGUUGACACAUUGUUACAGUGUAACUUCAGCGGAAAUGUUGCUAUUUGGUCGUGCCUAUUGGAAUGUAUCUAGUAAUCCUGCGUUAUUCGGAUAGGUAUUAAAAUCAUUUAUCCAGCAAAUGGUCUCAAAAUAAUGUCUUAAUAAAGGUGAAUAAAUAAUGGUUUUAAUGACAGGCCUUAAAAUGUAAACAAUUGUUCAUUUGGAACAAAACAAAAAUAACCACAAUUGUUUUCUUACAAAUGUAUGCAUCAGCCGGGGGGCAUGUUGGGUAAGGAUCUCAUUACAACUCCGUGAAAUGUAGGCGACACAGGAACAGUGUCCCAGACUUGACCAAGCUAAAUGAUCAAACCAUUUAACCGUUAGGUGUUUAACAUCGCAGAUCGAUAUCUCAUCAGAAUCCACUUGGUGCCCAUAUCGCAUGUCAUAAUGUCAAAGUCGGAUUUCCCUCCAGCCUAUGAAGAUGCACUACAUGGCCCCAGGCCCCGGCAUGGGAACUACCCACAGCCCCCACCAGCGUAUGGACCAUACCCUGCUCAGUCCUCAGCUCAAUACCCAGGACAAGCAGGGUACCCUCUGGGCUACCCUCCUUCUGGGAUGCCUUAUUCCAUUCCUCUAGGAAUGCCCACCUCCAACCCAGUGGAAGACGAUGAAUUUCCAUAUUCUACAGCAUGGGAAAGCAUUUCUAUUCGACAUGCGUUCAUCCGAAAAGUGUACCUAAUAUUGGCUGCUCAGCUCAUCGUCACUGUAUCAAUUGUGGCUGUGUUUACAUUUGUUGAGGAAGUACGUGCGUUUGUCAUUAGGAACCCAGCCGUGUAUUGGACAUCAUUCGCUGUUUAUUUAGUCACUUAUUGCAUUCUUGUCUGCUGCGAAGGGCCAAGGAGACGCUUUCCUUGGAACUUUGUGCUGCUGGCCAUUUUUACACUGGCCAUGUCCUACAUGACAGGAACUAUAUCAAGUUACUAUGACACAAAAGCAGUGUUACUGACCAUUGGAAUAACAGCAAUAGUGUGCAUAAUUGUCACCAUCUUCUGCUUUCAAACUAAGGUGGAUUUUACAUCUUGUGGGGGACUUUUCAGUAUUCUUGCCAUCGUAGUCUUGGUUACUGGGAUCAUUACAGCCAUCGUACUAUCCUUUAAAUAUGUCCCAUGGCUUCAUAUGCUCUAUGCUGCAAUUGGAGCUGUCAUUUACACCCUGUUUUUAGCAUACAACACCCAGCUUCUCAUCGGAAACCGCAAGCUUUCCAUCAGCCCAGAGGAGUAUGUUUUUGGAGCACUUUCACUUUAUGUUGACAUUGUCCAGAUCUUCAUUUUCCUCCUGCAACUAGUUGGGGCUUCCACAGAUUAAAGGCAGGAGGACGACAUACGACCUAGUGUGGAUGGAUCCUACUUAUAUUGUAUUUUUUCACCUCAAACUGUUGCUGCUCAUACAGGACUGUAAAUUAUAGUUUAUUUUUUCUUGUAAUUCCAUUAACAUCACCCUAUGAGAGUGCUGCAAACUUUCAAUUAAGAUCGUUGUAUAUUUACUUAUUCCCAGAAUGGAUGUUGGUUAUGUGAUGAUUUGGUAAGUUAUGAAUGCAAUAUGCAUACAUGAUUGUCUGAAUCGCAUUUGAUUUGACCUACAGAUUUGUUUAAAAUACAUUUCUUGUCCUCAUGUUGCCUUUUUCCUUAAACCGUAAAAAUGUCAAACAUAAUUAAUUCAUUGUCAAAAUGGCUCAAACGGUCUCUGUAUGCAUCCAUUGGUGGUGUUACAGUUCAGCAACAAGGCCAUAUGAUAUAUGGCCAAUAUACCACGGCUAAGGGCUGUUCUUAGCGUGACGCAACGCAGAGUGCCUGGACAGAGCCCUUAGCCGUGGUAUGUUGGCCAUAUAUCAUAUGGGCGGCAGGGUAGCCUAGUGGUUAGAGCGUUGGACUAGUAACCGAAAGGUUGCAAGUUCGAAUCCCCGAGCUGAAAAUAAGAAUUUGUUCUUAACUGACUUGCCUAGUAAAAUAAAAAUAUAUAUCAUAAACCACCAAGGUGCCUUAUUUCUAUUAUAAACUUGUUACCGAUGUAAUUAGAGCAGUAAAAAUGUGUUUUGUCACACCCAUAGCACCCAGUUUAUUAUAACAUCGCUUCCAUUUUCCUCAAUUGUAUAUGUGAUAACUGUAGAAAAAGUUUACUUUUCUAGAUAUACAUUUCUGAUUAUCAGAACCAAUAAUUAAAGACAAUAUCUCAGAA